GAGGGUGUACGCACCUACUGGCGUUUUGCUUUGAGUACGGAGAUGAAUGGAUGUUAUUUCUCUUAUCUCGUGCUUGCAUCAAUUGCUUGGCGGGAGGGGUCUGGGCUUGUCCUGUCCGAUUCAUUCCUCAGGCGCUUCUGUAGGGGCGGUCCCUGUGCGGGUGGUCCUACGGCCCUCCAACACGAAGCGGCCGCGGCGCCCUCUUCGGCCCUCGCGGCGCCCCGGCCAUGGCGGCCAUGGCGCCUCGCCCCGACAACCCUCGGAGGGGUGCCCAGCCGGCGGCGGGCCCCUCGUGGACCCUGGCCUGUUGGACGGCGUGCUGGAGUGCCUGGGCCCGCGGGACCUCGCGAGGGCCGCGGCGGCGGGGGCGUUGCUGCACCGCGCCGCGGCAGGGGAGGGCGGCGUCGCGGAGCGGCAGCUGCGGCGCCUGAUCGCCAGCACGGUUGCCCUGUCGCGGUGGCGGCGGCCGAGCGGCGCGGAGCCGAGGCUGCCCACGCAGGAGCUCCAUCUGGCCCAGAGCGCCGUGAGGCACCUGCAGCGCAUCGCAGGCGUGUAUAGGCUGGGGUCCGCGGGGGAGGUGGCCCUGGAGGUGGCCCCCGACGGCUACUUCGUGAACUAUUCGGCGAACCAUCGCUUCGUGGGGCAGGCCACCGUCGCCAAGGUGGUGCGGGCACCCGAGGCAAUGGCGCAAGGGUACGCCGAGGGCCACCUGUACCUGCUGGACAGGUGGUACACCGAGUGCUGGGUGGAGGGUAGGCGUCUUGCCGCCACGGAGCUGCCCUUCGUGGACGAGGACUUCCGCUGCUUCUACAGGGAGUCAGAAGAGGGCACCUGCCCAGCCCUCCCCUCCCUCCUUCGCGUGCCCCCCCCCACCCUGGGCCACCAGUCCUCGAUUUGGAGUGGAGGUCGUAGGCGUCCUUAACGCCAUGCUGCUUGGCACAAGUGGGGCAUAGCCG
Prorocentrum cordatum is the source of this 956-nucleotide messenger RNA. The record is from the annotation of a GenBank genome assembly. NCBI's taxonomy places the organism in Eukaryota, Dinophyceae, Prorocentrales, Prorocentraceae.